AUUUGGACAGUGAUUUCCGGUCAGCUGAUAAAGUGUCAUCAGUGUUUGCAAACAAAACUCCCGUGCCUGCAUGUCUGCGCCGUCCACUGAAAUCACAUACAACUGCUGUCAUGGGAGAAAAUGAUGAGAGCGAAAUAAUCGAGCACCACGAUGAUGAGGAAAUGGAGAAGAGAAGGACUUCAAGAAAUCACUCGCAUUCUUUUCUGGAGAGCGUCACGUCGUCAGAGGACAAAAACGGCCACAGCAGCACGCAGUCAUCACACCGUCUGCUCGCCUACAGUGAUGCACUCAUCUCCAUCAUUGCUACUGUAAUGAUAUUGCCUGUUGCACAUACAAAAUUUCAGGAUGAUGAGGAGCUGAAAGAGAGUAUCCAGAUUUUGCUCACUACCAAGGUUGCUGUGUAUUUGAUGACAUUUUUGAUUGUCAGUGUUGCUUGGGCUGCACAUGUCCGGUUGUUUCAGGUUAUUGAGCGCAUCGACGACACUCUUGCACUGCUUAACUUGGCUUGUAUGAUGCUUAUCACAUUUCUGCCAUACACCUUCUCCCUCAUGGCGACGUUUCCUGAUAAUUUUCUUGGCAUCCUCCUCUUCUGUGCUUGUGUCAUUGUGAUUGGUUUAAUUCAGGCCGCGAUUGUCUUGUAUGGAUUUAGCCAUCCUUUCCUCCUGAACAACCAUAUACAGAUGUCACAGAAUCAGGCUUAUUACAAGCAGAACAUCCUCAAAGUCAUCAUGAGGGUUCCGAUAAUGUGCUUCUUUGCCAGUAUAUUUUCAUUCAUCUUUUUCCAACUGUCCUACGUCCUUUUGGCGAUCAUCAUAUUCCUGCCCUACAUCUCUCAGUCUUUGAAAUGGAUUCGGAAUAAAGCCAUUGGUGGUCAGGUAGAUGAGAGUCCAGAUUCCAUGCUUUUCUACACCUACCACCCCAUUGAACCUUUGAGUAAAGAGCGAGUGGAGGCUUUCAGUGAUGGGGUGUACGCCAUUGUAGCCACGCUGCUCAUCUUAGAUAUUUGUGAAAACAACGUACCUGAUCCCUCUGUUGUGAAAAAGCAGUUUGACAACAACCUCAACGCUGCACUUCAGGAGUACGGUCCAGAGUAUCUGGCCUACUUCGGUUCUUUUGCCACAGUUGGGCUGCUUUGGUUCGUUCACCACUCUCUCUUCCUGCACGUGACGAAGGUCACACGCCUCAUGGGCCUCUUCAACACCUUCUCCCUGGCCUGUGUGGGUGGCCUGCCACUGGCAUACCAACUUACACAAGAGUUUCCCAGAGGCUCGCGCAAUGAGCUUGAAGCUGUGCAGGUCAGCUGUGUCAUCAUCUUCUUUGCCGGUCUCUUCCAGCUAGCUAUGUGGGUUGUGGCACUUUUUACAGAACGUGAGACAUUACACCCAUAUGUACGCUAUGGCGGUCGAGAGCACACAUUCAUGUUGGCCAAGCUCUCACUCUAUCCUUGUGUGGCGCUCGGGUCAUUCUUUCUCACCUGUAUUCUCAGCCGCUUCAGCGCGCAAAUCUUUCACAUGAUGGAGAUAGGUGUGCCGUUUGCUUUUCUUUUACUGAGGCUGCUGGUUCGUGUGAUGCUGGCACUGCUGAAAUGGCUGUUCUGUCCUGGGAGGCCUGAUGUGGACUGCUCUCCUGUAGAGGAAGAGGAUUCACAGCUCCCCAUUAAUGAUAUAGUUACUUAGCAGGGAAUGAAGAAGACAACAACUCCGUGUUUUGAUCUAAAAUCAGUUCCCUCCACUGUUAGGGGCUGUUCACACAGCACAUGCAUGGGUCUGCUCUAUUUUUAAGUGUUUGUCUAAGUAAAUAUGCACCAGACGUUCGUCUUUGUCUAUUAUGAUGCACUGUUUUUUCAAAAACACCCUGCAUUCUGUAACAUUCUACCGGUCUGUGUCUUUCUGUUUUUGAAUGCAAAAACACAUCCUGUGUGAACAGCCCUUUGAUAACUAUUAAGGAUAGGAUAGCUAAGGAGUCCCAGUUCAGACUCCAUUUACAGGCCCAUAAUCUAUAAUAAAUGAUGCAACUGAUAGCUUUUUGAUGGCUAAGACACUCAUCGUUCAGAUCUCCUCAGUCAUUUUGUACAUAGACCAUAGAAAGGAUUGAUUAGAGUGUGAUCUAAGAUUAGGCCGAAACAAUGUGUAUCGGGCUUUAAGGUGUUCACUGAUCUCACAGCAGGGAACACCUGAAGAGAAACCGUCCUUUUUUCUCUUUACAGCAAUGCGCAAAGCCAUCAAAAUUGUUCAGUUUUGUACCGAAAAAAGUACAAAACUUAAAAGGUUAUCUCCAUGUUAUUUUAGAGUGUUACAUUAUUCAUAAGAACUACAAAUGUUGCAGAGAUUUAGGAAUCAUAAUCAGAUAUACUGGUUUUAUUAAUUUAUCAUUAUUGUUUUAGUUUAGUUUAUUUAAAGCUGAUGUAAUUCCUGUGACACUAGCACCACUAAAUGGAAUAGCAAAAAUUAACUAUGUUUAUUAAAUUUUUUAUUUGACUCAUCUGCAGUUGUUCAAAUUGUCCCGCCCCCAACUCAUGCCAUUGGUUUAUUACCGUUAUUUGGGGGGUCUUAGCGGGUCACUCAAAAUAAACACAUAAUUUUUAGCGCCACAUGGACAGUGUUUACAGUUUUUGAGACAAUUAACCCAUGCAUGGCCUACUUAUAAUUGUCUUUGCAUAAUAAUCUGGGGAAAAAAGUAUUUUAACACUGAAAAUGUUACAUACUUCAGCUUUAAUUAUCACCACUCUUAAGCUCUUAACUUCUUGCAAUGGAAAUAUGACUACAUGUAAAGAGCUGGAGAGCAGUUCAUACAAGAAAAUUAGAUUUGCAACUAGUAGGAUUUUAUCUUGUCUCUUAGGUUUCAUAUUUUUAAAGUCUGAAGAUCUAAAGCAGCUGUGCUUGAGAUCUUCAAGGCAGUUUCUGGUAGCAGAAAUCGGUCAAACACACAAACAAUAAGGGCGAAUGCUCAGUGUCAAUGUUAGAAAUGUAUGAAAUCUACAUGUCAUAGGCCAUGAAACUAUUAAUGCACCUUAGAAUAUACAAUGAAGUCCCCAUAGCACUUUACUGUACGUAUAGCUUACUCUGGAUUUAGCAUAUAGAGAGAAGGCUUUGAUGAACAUUAAGCAGCAUAACCCAUUGUAAGAAUUGUUUGAAUGUGCUUUUUUUUAUGUCAUGGUGUUUGAACUGUUUGUUUUUGUUUGGAAUUCAUCUAAAUGUUACUUCCAUUCAGAAGAUGUCAAUGUAAAGCGCACUUAAAAAAAACAUUUAAAUUGUGUAUUACAAUUUCAUUUCUGACAAGUGCAGUCUGCUUCAUUUUUCUUUUCUUUUUUUUUUUUUUUUGUGGACUGAUUGACAUUAUUACUGUCUGUUCAAGUGUUAUGUUUAAGUGCAACAAAUAU
This is a messenger RNA of Xyrauchen texanus (razorback sucker), 3379 nucleotides long. RefSeq names its product endosomal/lysosomal potassium channel TMEM175. Bases 111 to 1676 code for a protein of 521 amino acids. Gene Ontology annotation, molecular function: proton channel activity; potassium ion leak channel activity. Gene Ontology annotation, cellular component: endosome; lysosome. The transcript has 10 exons. NCBI's taxonomy places the organism in Eukaryota, Metazoa, Chordata, Actinopteri, Cypriniformes, Catostomidae. The record is from RefSeq and is a predicted model, not a curated record.